This is a messenger RNA of Dalotia coriaria, 2870 nucleotides long. RefSeq names its product peroxisomal acyl-coenzyme A oxidase 3-like. The record is from RefSeq and is a predicted model, not a curated record. The coding region runs from base 650 to 2737 and encodes 695 amino acids. Gene Ontology annotation, molecular function: fatty acid binding; pristanoyl-CoA oxidase activity; FAD binding. The transcript is spliced from 9 exons. Gene Ontology annotation, biological process: fatty acid beta-oxidation using acyl-CoA oxidase; lipid homeostasis. NCBI's taxonomy places the organism in Eukaryota, Metazoa, Arthropoda, Insecta, Coleoptera, Staphylinidae. Gene Ontology annotation, cellular component: peroxisome.
GCGUUUGUCGCCAGUCGAUUCACCCCACGUUGUUCCGCGUUCAUCAUCGACGCAUUAAUAUUGACGAAACCCAAUCAAACCUCGACUGCUCGCGUGUGGCACGUAGAACGAACACGAUUUCAAUAUUUCAUCGCGGUGAGUGUGGGUGUGCGCGCUGCUUUUAAAGCAUAUCCGUAAAAAAUUACGACCGACGUCGGGUCGUAUGGCCUUUUCAAAAUAGCCAGUGGUCGGCAAUCGUAUGAUUAAGUUGCCGCGGCACGGACUCGAACAGCGGGACAGGCGGGACGGUAUUGAAUCGUAAAAACCAUUGGAUACGUUGGGUACCUGUAUAUUCGUGCGCGAAGAGGGGCCACAGCCGGUGUAAGCCGGUGAGGUAUGGUAGAGGCAGGCGAUCGGUCACAUGACUCACAAUACACGUGCAAAUUUCGCCGCAUCGAAAUAGGUUAGCGGUUGGCGGCGAGCGUUUGUAUUUUUUUGUUCCUCCUUUCGUCGUUUCAUCCGCGCUCCCGGCCGGUAGUACCCAGCUCGUGCCAUUUGAAAACGCGCUCAAGUCGGGUGCCGUCGACUCGUGAGCGAGGAAGCAACAAGUUAGGAGGCGGGAGAGGCAACAAAUUUCGAGAGCAAACAAAUUCAGCCGAAUUUAAAAAAAAUGAACUCAGACCUAGUUUUAAAGGAUUUACCAAAGGGUUCGUUAGACGACUACAGAAAAACUGCUACAUUCCGAUGGAAGGAUUUGAAAUUGAUUUUCGAAGAUCCUGACAUGUAUAAAUUAAAGUUGCAUGUAUGGAAUAUCUUAGAAAAUGAUCCAAUUUUCCGAAAAUCCGACGUUGGGCUUACCACCGAAGAGCUCAAACAUCGCACCGCAUUACAAUUCCAGCGAUUCUGCAAUAUCUCAUUCCUGCCUUCAAACACACUGGAAAUGCCCUACAGGCAAAAAACGCGCCUUAUAAUGACAGUUAAUGAGGCGCUGGCGGUUUGCUACCCUGAUGUGUCGAUAAAAUACGCUGUCGGGGUAAGUUUGUUCACCAACGCGCUCAUGUCCCUUGGGACGGAGCGACAUCGUAAAAUAUUUGACGCCGUCUGGAAUCGUAAAGUGCUUUCGUGCUUGGCGCUGACGGAAGUCGCGCAUGGUAGUAAUACAAAACAGAUGCGCACCACGGCCACCUACGAUCCAAAAACGCAGGAGUUCAUCAUCGACACACCAGACUUUGAGGCAGCCAAAUGUUGGGUGGGGAAUUUGGGAAAGACGUGUACGCUGGCCCUGUUGUUUGCGCAGCUGUACACUAAGGACGGUUGUCAAGGUUUGCAUGCGUUUGUUGUACCGAUUCGAGACCCGAAAACAUUGAUGCCGUAUCCCGGUGCCAUUGUUGGGGACAUUGGUGAUAAAGUUGGAUUGAAUGGCAUUGAUAAUGGGUUUAUCAUGUUUAAAAACUAUAGAAUACCCAGGGUAAACCUAUUGAAUAGAACCGGCGAUGUGUCACCUUCCGGCGAAUACGAAAGCAGUAUUUCCGAACCUGGGAAAGUCCUCGGUGCGGCUUUAGAAUGUUUGUCUACAGGCCGUGUUGGAAUUAUGCAGGAGAGCAUUAAUAAUCUCAUUUGUGCGAUUACGAUUUCCACGCGCUACGCAGCCGUACGCAAGCAAUUCGGAACAGAGGGCACUGAAACGUCUAUAAUCGAAUAUCCACUUCACCAAUGGAGAUUAUUUCCGUACGUUGCGGCUACGGCGGUGUUUAAAUUAUUCAUCAAUGCGUUUACAUCGGACUAUCUAAAUGCCGUUGACCAGUCAAACAAUUCCACAGUCCGAAUUGAUAGUUUGAGCGACUUGGUAUCUGAAAUUCACGCAAUAAUAUCGGCUGAAAAGCCAACCAUCACGCGAACGACACUCAAAGCAAUUCAGGAAAGCAGAGAAGCGUGUGGAGGUCACGGUUACUUAAAGGCGGCUCGCUUGGGCGACCUGCGUAACAUUCAGGAUCCUUCACUGACCUAUGAAGGGGACAACAAUGUGCUCGUUCAGCAAACCAGUAAUUGGCUUCUCCGGCAAUGGUCAAGCGUCAAUAAAGAAUUUCGAGUGGCCAGUCCUCUGGAUACUUGUUCUUUCUUGACGGAGCAUAAAUCAAUUCUAGCCCGGUCGGUUCAAAUUUCGGGCAUUCAAGAUGUACUUAAUAGGAAUUUUAUAAAGAAUUGUUUUGAAUGGUUAAUAACGUAUCUUUUAAGCAAAACAGCGGAAGAACAAUCUCUCUUGAUCAAAAAUGGUGAUAGUAAUUUUGAGGCAAGAAACAAAACUCAAGUUUAUAAGUGUGCGCUUAUCUCUCGUGCGUAUAGUGAACUAGUUGCGUUGAAAUAUUUCUGGAUGGCUGCUGAUCGUCUUGCGAACAACAGAGAAUUGAAGACGGUUCUUGAUAAAUUGGGAGUACUGUACGGCCUUUCAUGCUUGGAUCAGCAUUUGAUUUACUUUUAUGAGGGAGGAUAUGCAAGAGAUAAAUCAUUAGCGAAAAUGGUCAAAGAUGGUGUUCUGCAAAUGUGCACAACACUUAAACCCGAUAUUAUCGGUGUUGUUGAUGCGUUAGCACCACCAGAUUUUGUAGUUAAUUCAGUAUUGGGAAAUGCUGAUGGUGAGGUUUACAAAAACUUAGAACAAGAAUUCUUCAACAAUCCAGGCGCCAUGUCACGACCACAUUGGUGGCACGAAAUCAUUGUUCGGGACGCACCAGAUCUAAAGCUUUUAUCAAAAUUGUGAAUCUCAAUCAAUUGUGAAGUCUAUUUAUAUAAUGAAACAGGAGAUAUAAAUAACAUCUUAUUUUACUAUGCUGGAUGUUUUUAAAUGUAUUAAGGAAAAUAUUAAAAGCAUUAAAAGAAAUAUAAACAUAAAA